Molecule: messenger RNA, 3957 nt
Organism: Drosophila ficusphila
Lineage: Eukaryota; Metazoa; Arthropoda; Insecta; Diptera; Drosophilidae
Gene: Sf3b3
Product: splicing factor 3B subunit 3
Exons: 9
Coding region: 169-3852 (1227 amino acids)
Biological process (GO): mRNA splicing, via spliceosome
Cellular component (GO): nucleus; U2 snRNP
Molecular function (GO): U2 snRNA binding; protein binding
Source: RefSeq, a predicted model, not a curated record
CGAUUCCUUCUUUUGAUUUUCUUUCGGCGAAUUGAACGGAUGUGAAAAUGGAGCUCUCUAAUUAACAAUAAACCGAAAUCCAAAAGCAUCGCUGCCGAAAUGUACCAAGUCUCCCGUUAAACCGGCAGAAGUUUUGGGCAAAAGCGAAGAAAACCUUACUGCUGCAGAAUGUAUUUGUACAACUUGACCCUGCAAAAGGGCACAGGCGUGACCCACGCGGUGCACGGCAACUUCUCUGGCGGAAAGCAGCAGGAGGUCCUGCUGUCACGUGGCAAGUCCCUCGAGCUGCUCCGUCCGGAUUCGAACACCGGAAAGGUCCACACGCUCCUUUCCACAGAGAUCUUCGGAUGUAUUCGUGCUCUGAUGGCCUUCCGACUGACCGGCGGAACUAAAGAUUACAUUGUGGUUGGUUCCGAUUCGGGUCGCAUUGUGAUCCUCGAGUACAAUGCCACCAAAAAUGCACUGGAAAAGGUUCACCAGGAGACCUUUGGCAAGUCGGGAUGCCGGCGGAUCGUGCCCGGUCAGUACUUUGCCAUCGAUCCCAAAGGCCGAGCAGUGAUGAUUGGCGCCGUGGAGAAGCAGAAGUUGGCCUACAUCAUGAACCGGGACACCCAGGCCCGUCUGACGAUCUCAUCGCCUCUGGAGGCGCACAAGUCGAACACCCUCACAUAUCACAUGGUGGGCGUGGACGUGGGCUUCGACAAUCCCAUGUUUGCCUGCCUGGAGAUCGACUACGAGGAGGCCGACAUGGACCCAUCAGGUGACGCUGCCCAGCGCACUCAGCAAACGCUGACCUUCUACGAAUUGGAUCUGGGCUUGAACCACGUGGUUCGCAAGUACUCAGAACCCCUGGAAGAGCACGCCAACUUUUUGGUUUCGGUGCCUGGCGGCAACGAUGGUCCCUCGGGCGUGCUCAUCUGCUCGGAGAACUACCUGACCUACAAGAAUCUCGGCGAUCAGCACGACAUCCGUUGUCCCAUUCCGCGCAGGAGGAACGAUCUGGAUGAUCCCGAGCGGGGCAUGAUUUUCAUCUGCUCGGCCACCCAUCGCACCAAGAGCAUGUACUUCUUCCUGCUGCAAACGGAGCAGGGAGACAUCUUCAAGAUCACUCUGGAAACGGACGACGAUGUGGUGUCCGAGAUCAAGCUGAAGUACUUUGACACGGUGCCUCCGGCCACGGCCAUGUGUGUGCUCAAGACGGGCUUCCUUUUCGUGGCCAGUGAGUUUGGCAACCACUACCUUUACCAAAUUGCUCAUCUGGGUGACGAUGAUGACGAGCCGGAGUUCAGUUCGGCCAUGCCCUUGGAGGAGGGCGAAACCUUCUUCUUUGCGCCUCGAGCCCUGAAGAAUCUGGUUCUGGUGGACGAACUGCCCUCGUUUGCCCCGAUCAUCACCUCCCAGGUGGCCGAUCUGGCCAACGAGGACACCCCUCAGCUGUACGUGCUGUGCGGUCGAGGACCUCGCUCCACACUGCGAGUCCUCCGUCACGGCUUGGAGGUUUCCGAGAUGGCCGUCUCCGAGCUGCCCGGUAACCCAAACGCAGUUUGGACUGUGAAAAAACGAGCUGAUGACGAGUUCGAUGCCUAUAUCAUUGUGUCCUUCGUGAACGCCACCCUAGUGUUGAGCAUUGGCGAAACCGUCGAGGAAGUGACGGACAGCGGCUUCCUGGGCACCACGCCCACCCUUUGCUGCGCCGCCUUGGGCGACGAUGCCCUGGUUCAGGUUUACCCCGAUGGCAUCCGGCACAUCCGGUCCGACAAGCGCGUGAACGAGUGGAAGGCCCCCGGCAAGAAGUCGAUCACCAAAUGCGCCGUCAACCAGCGCCAGGUGGUCAUCACCUUGUCGGGCAGGGAGCUGGUCUACUUUGAAAUGGAUCCGACUGGAGAGCUGAACGAAUACACCGAGCGAUCGGAAAUGCCUGCCGAGAUCAUGUGCAUGGCCCUGGGAACAGUUCCAGAAGGCGAGCAGCGCUCCUGGUUCUUGGCCGUCGGCUUGGCGGACAACACCGUGCGCAUCCUUUCGCUGGAUCCCAACAACUGCCUGACCGCCUGCUCCAUGCAAGCGUUGCCCUCGCCAGCGGAGUCGCUCUGCCUGGUGGAGAUGGGACACACGGAGAGCACGACGCAGGGAGCUCUGGACGAUGAGGCUCCAGCGCCGCGAAGUGGUAGCAACAAGGGAACCAUCUACCUAAACAUCGGCUUGAGCAACGGCGUGCUGCUGCGAACCGUUCUCGAUCCCGUCUCCGGGGAUUUGGCGGACACCAGGACCCGGUAUCUGGGCUCCCGUCCGGUGAAGCUCUUCCGGAUUAAGAUGCAGGGCUCUGAGGCUGUGCUGGCCAUGUCCAGCCGAACCUGGCUGUCGUACUACCACCAGAACCGCUUCCACUUGACGCCUUUGUCCUACGAAACACUGGAGUACGCCUCCGGUUUCUCGAGCGAGCAGUGCAGCGAGGGCAUAGUGGCCAUUUCCACCAAUACCCUGAGAAUUCUGGCCCUGGAAAAGCUGGGAGCUGUCUUCAAUCAGGUGGCAUUCCCCCUGCAGUACACUCCGCGCAACUUCGUCAUCCACCCGGACACAGGUCGCAUGCUCAUCGCGGAAACGGACCACAAUGCCUACACAGAGGACACGAAGACCGCGCGCAAGGAGCAGAUGGCGGAGGAGAUGCGCAGUGCGGCGGGGGAUGAGGAGCGCGAGCUGGCCCGCGAGAUGGCCAACGCCUUCAUCAACGAGGUGCUGCCCGAGGACGUCUUCUCGUCCCCGAAGGCGGGACUGGGCCUGUGGGCCUCGCAGAUCCGCUGCCUGGACGCCAUGCACGGCCAGACGAUGUUCAGUGUGCCGCUGACGCAGAACGAGGCCAUCAUGUCGAUGGCCAUGCUGAAGUUCUCCAUCGCGGCCGAUGGUCGUUACUACCUGGCCGUGGGCAUUGCCAAGGACCUCCAGCUGAACCCGAGGAUCUCGCAGGGCGGCUGCAUAGACAUCUACAAAAUAGACCCCACCUGCUCGAGCCUGGAGUUCAUGCAUCGCACGGAGAUCGACGAGAUUCCCGGGGCCCUCUGCGGCUUCCAGGGUCGCUUGCUGGCCGGCUGCGGUCGCAUGCUGAGGAUCUACGACUUUGGCAAGAAGAAGAUGCUGCGCAAGUGCGAGAACAAGCACAUUCCCUACCAGAUCGUCAACAUCCAGGCGAUGGGCCAUCGGGUGUACGUGUCGGAUGUGCAGGAAUCGGUGUUUUUCCUGCGCUACCGUCGCGCUGAGAACCAGUUGAUCAUCUUCGCCGACGACACGCAUCCCCGCUGGGUGACGGCCACCACUCUGCUGGACUACGACACCAUAGCCAUCGCCGACAAGUUCGGCAACCUGAGCAUCCAGCGGCUGCCGCACUCAGUGACCGACGACGUGGACGAGGACCCGACGGGCACCAAGUCCCUGUGGGAUCGUGGUCUGCUGUCCGGCGCUUCGCAGAAGUCGGAGAACAUCUGCUCCUUCCAUGUGGGCGAGAUCAUCAUGUCGCUGCAGAAGGCCACGCUCAUUCCCGGCGGAUCGGAGGCGCUCAUCUACGCCACAUUGAGCGGCACCGUUGGCGCCUUCGUCCCGUUCACCAGCCGCGAGGACUACGACUUCUUCCAGCACCUGGAGAUGCACAUGCGCAACGAGAAUCCACCGCUCUGCGGACGCGAUCACCUUAGCUAUCGAAGCUCCUAUUAUCCGGUCAAGAACGUCCUGGAUGGCGACCUCUGCGAGCAGUAUCUAUCCAUCGACGCCGCCAAGCAGAAGAGCAUCGCCGGCGACAUGUUCCGCACGCCCAAUCAGAUCUGCAAGAAGCUGGAGGACAUACGCACUCGAUAUGCCUUCUAAGAUUCCAGCUGAAGACAAAUCAGAAGCUCAAAGGGGGGAACUAUCUUUAUUGGAUAAGUUCCAUCCAACAAAACCAUUAAACGCUGCCCUUAAAACGUUUUUAAG